Messenger RNA from Onychostruthus taczanowskii (white-rumped snowfinch), 4058 nucleotides. It is a transcript of the gene NEK7, whose product is annotated as NIMA related kinase 7. The coding region runs from base 304 to 1212 and encodes 302 amino acids. Gene Ontology annotation, biological process: protein phosphorylation. The record is from RefSeq and is a predicted model, not a curated record. The transcript has 10 exons. Gene Ontology annotation, molecular function: protein kinase activity; ATP binding. Lineage: Eukaryota; Metazoa; Chordata; Aves; Passeriformes; Passeridae.
UUAGGAUUGGAUGGUUAGAUUCACAGAUUGGCUGAAUCAAGAAGAAUGAAAUUUAAAAGUUUUUUUGGUUUUUUUUCCCUAGGCAGGUUAGACGAGAACUCAAGUGUUGCAGUGCUGUAGAAAUGUCUGUUCAAACUACAGACUUGCACUGUUUUGAGAGAGAUGAAAUGCCAUGGAAAACAGUCAUUAGUUCGUGGCCUGUGGAAAACUUAGGCAGAGGAAGGAAAACUGUGGUGGAGAGAGGGAAACUUACAAGCAAGUCUGGCAGCUUUAAAGACAUAAGGGACAUUGUUGCGUGAUAGAAUGGAUGAACAAUCACAAGGGAUGCAGGGGCCUACUGCUCCACCAUUUCAGCCACAGAAAGCCUUACGACCUGACAUGGGCUACAAUACCCUUGCCAAUUUCCGAAUAGAGAAGAAGAUUGGCCGUGGGCAGUUCAGUGAAGUUUACAGAGCAACCUGCCUGCUGGAUGGGGUACCAGUGGCUCUGAAGAAGGUUCAGAUAUUUGAUUUAAUGGAUGCCAAAGCCCGUGCUGACUGCAUCAAAGAAAUAGAUCUUCUUAAGCAACUGAAUCAUCCCAAUGUAAUUAAAUAUUAUGCCUCAUUCAUUGAAGACAAUGAACUGAACAUAGUGUUGGAAUUAGCAGAUGCUGGAGAUCUCUCUAGAAUGAUAAAGCAUUUUAAGAAACAGAAGAGGUUGAUUCCUGAAAGAACAGUUUGGAAGUACUUUGUUCAGCUUUGCAGUGCCUUGGAACAUAUGCAUUCUCGUCGUGUUAUGCAUAGAGAUAUAAAGCCAGCAAAUGUGUUCAUUACAGCUACAGGAGUAGUAAAGCUGGGAGACCUUGGACUUGGUCGAUUUUUCAGCUCCAAAACCACAGCUGCACAUUCUUUAGUUGGUACACCUUAUUAUAUGUCUCCAGAGAGAAUACAUGAAAAUGGUUACAACUUCAAGUCUGACAUCUGGUCACUAGGCUGUCUGCUGUAUGAGAUGGCUGCACUGCAGAGUCCCUUUUAUGGUGAUAAAAUGAACUUGUACUCUCUGUGCAAGAAGAUAGAACAGUGUGACUACCCACCUCUCCCUUCAGAUCACUAUUCAGAGGAACUGCGACAAUUAGUUAAUAUGUGCAUCAACCCGGAUCCGGAGAAGCGCCCAGACAUCACCUACGUGUACGAUGUAGCGAAACGCAUGCACGCACACACCGCCAGCAGCUGAGCACCGGCAGAGCCCCGGCAAAGGAGCAGCAAGAACCAAGUGCUUUCAAUAAAUCAUCCCACCUCUCCGUGUGUGUUACACUAAUGUAAUUAUUUGAAGCUUACUGUUGUGCUUUGAAUUGUAAACCAAUUUAUAUACAGGCUUUGUUGUUUUCUGUUUAUCUCUGGGUUUUGUAUUUUUUACUAACUUGCAGUUGUACAACAGGUUUAAAUGUGUAAAGCGUAAUUUUAAGAUGCUGUGAACCGCUGUUUCCAUGUUAGUGGGUUCAAGUAUACUUUCUGUAAUAACAAAAUUGUAUUCUGUUGGGCCUUAGUUCUAAAACACAGUUGCACUUUUGCACAUGAUACAGAUAUUAGGCUUAUUAUCAAGAAGCAAAAUGUCUGAAUCUCUCACCUUUUUAGUAAUUUAUGGGAAGUAUGAAUCAGCACAGUUAACUUAAUUUUAAUCUUUGUUCCAAAAGGAACAUAAUUAUUACAGGAGCUUAUUGUAUUUUAUAUUUAAUUGUAGUUUGCAGUUCUUGCUGUAAGAGUAGACAAGGAAUAGAAUUAGUUCUCUGCUUGCCAAAUGCAGUGGAAAAAUAAUUUCAGGAAAAUUGUCAUGCUGAAAUUUUUGUCAUGUCCCCUUUUGAUUUGUUAGUCUCUCUUAAUAUACAAAACAUUUGUUGGAGGUUUUCUGGGAAAAUUUAAGGUGUUGAUUCAGCAUUCGGGUCGUUUUCAAUAGACUUGUGCAGCACUGCCCUGGGGCAAUGGGAGUCUGCAUAGUUCAGUCUUAAAAACAUGCAGAUGCUCCUUGUAGCCAAUAGGGUUCUUUUGUGGCUGUCCUUUGAGCAGGUCUGAUUAAAAGAUGUGAUCUUUAAGUUACAACUUCCCAACUGUUUGUGUAUAUGUCACUGUUUGUAGAUUUUUGUGUUUAAAGUAGUGUGAGUGGCCUUACAGUAUAUUUAAAUUCUAAUAUUUUUUUUCUAAAUACUGAAAUCUUUUGGCAAAGAUGUAAUAGUCCAGUAUAACACAAAAGGUAUUCUACAUAAAUAUGUGAUCUUUGUAUACUAUAUCCUGAGACUUAGUUUUAUAUUUAGCAGAAGUAGAUUAUAGCUUUUAUGUUUAAGAGAAAGUUGCCAUGCCUUAAUUUGGAAAAUAAUUAUAUAUGCAAACUAUCUUACAGAUACUGUGUUAGUUUAAAAGGAGAUUCUGAUUAUUUUUGUUAGACCUUAGUGCCUUUUGGGAUAUGCUUAUAUAAUAUUUUCAUCGUUAAGGAAGGAAUGUGUCUAGUUUUAAAAUGUGGUAAAAAUGGAGAGUGAAAUGAAAUUCCUUGAGUUUCAAGACUGAACUUUUUUUACAGAACUGCCAAAAGGUAAUUAUUAUCAGUGAUAGCAGCUAGGGAGUUGUUACUGUCAGUGAAGUCUUUUUCUUUACGUGGGUAAAAAGUUAGUUCAAAUAAAAGCAGAAGUAUGUACAUACAUAUAUAGGUUCUAGGUGCAGUCACAUCCAAGCGUUCAGUUUUUGGGUUUUUUUUUGCUAGUUUCUCUGUACAGCUGUAAUUUUUACUUGAUAUAAUGCUCAAAGAAUAAAAAAAAAUUUGUGGAGUUUGUGUUCAAGGGAGGGGUCAGGGCUGUUUUCGGUUUUGUAUUUUUUAAAACUGCAAAUACUAUGAAAAUUGUUUGGAAAAAAAAAAAAGGGACGUUUUUAGAUGGUAUGUGCCAGAUCAUUGGUUUAUCUUAAUACAUACUUUUUAAUUUUUUGGUUCCAGGUUUUGUAGGAAAAAUUGUAUGAAACUGUAGUUUUAUUUCUCACUUCUGUGUGCACUUAACCGUUUAGAACUUCAGUGGAACAGUUUGAUGGAAAGAAGUAUUGGAGAAAUUUUGGUUUCUGUUUAGCAACCUCUAGAUUUGUUUUCAUUUAUGAAAUGGUUAUAUAAUUUAAAACAUUAUGGUUAUAUUCUGUAACAAUGUUUCACGUGUCAUAGAAUGAAAUGCUUUGUAUUGAAAAAGGCAGUACAAUAUUUGCUUGACUCCCAGAAUUAGUUCUCAAUAUGCACAAGUACGCAAAUAUUGUUUUUCUGAAAUGUGCUAGAACAUUUAAAAUAAUUUAAAACAUUUAAAAAUCAAAAACUAAAAAACUCCCAAAUGCAAUGCAGGCUAUUUGUAGCUAAUAUUGUGGAUAAAGUAUUGAACUUUUCCUGCCAGAAACUGCUGAUAGAUAUCCCUCCCCUGGAAGGGUAUGUUGAGUAAAAGAAUAAUGAGUUAAGAGUUAGCAAAUGUGCAUACAUAAGCAUUUAAAUUUUUUUAGUAAUGUGGGGUUUUUUUUAGUAUUUAUGAUUAAAUAUUGUGCAGAAGAAAAGAAAUAGUUGUUCCCGACUUAAAAUCUGUGGAAUGAAUUGUGCACCUGACUUUGAUAGUAAACUCUACAAUUAAAAAGCCAGUGUGGGUUAAUAGAACUGCUUACAUAAGUGGGGAUUGUAGAAUCUCUCCCUAAAGUAAAAUACCUGGUAACAUAAAAAUUAUAAGUCUUGUUAUAACACUCCAAUGUAUGCUAUGUGCUUAUAAAAUAUUUUCUUUUCUAAACCACCAUCCUAUUUUUCAUAUGUUGAUGAUAACAUUUGGCACUAUUUAUUUUAGGCUAUGGCAUUAUGUGUUUAUUUUCUUUAAAGAAAAAAUGCUACAUUUCUACCCAAAAUGUCUGACCAGCUCCUCCUUUUAUUUCAGUAAUGCUCCAGUAUUAACUUGUGUCAGGAGUGAACUUUUUGUGCUUUGAACGACAUUGCAUAAAAUCCCUUUGUCUCAAAAGCUCUCCUGCUGUGCCGUAGUCCAAUAGAAAUAAAACAUUCAGAUAUUAAAUGUAAUGUAAAAA